Messenger RNA from Chrysochloris asiatica (Cape golden mole), 752 nucleotides. It is a transcript of the gene RNF166, whose product is annotated as ring finger protein 166. The coding region runs from base 36 to 749 and encodes 237 amino acids. Gene Ontology annotation, biological process: ubiquitin-dependent protein catabolic process; protein polyubiquitination. Gene Ontology annotation, molecular function: ubiquitin protein ligase activity. The transcript is spliced from 6 exons. Lineage: Eukaryota; Metazoa; Chordata; Mammalia; Afrosoricida; Chrysochloridae. The record is from RefSeq and is a predicted model, not a curated record.
GGCGGGCGACGGCAGUGGCGGGCCUGGCCCCCGGGAUGGCGAUGUUCCGCAGCCUAGUGGCCUCGGCUCAGCAACGGCAGCCGCCGGCCGGGCCCGCGGGCGGCGACAGCGGCCUGGAGGCGCAGUACAGCUGCCCCAUCUGCCUGGAGGUCUACUACCGGCCGGUGGCCAUCGGCAGCUGCGGCCACACGUUCUGUGGGGAGUGUCUCCAGCCGUGUCUCCAGGUGCCGUCCCCCCUCUGCCCCCUCUGCCGCCUGCCCUUCGACCCCAAGAAGGUGGAUAAGGCCGCUCAUGUGGAAAAGCAGCUCUCAUCCUACAAGGCACCCUGCCGAGGCUGCAACAAAAAGGUGGCUCUGGCCAAGAUGCGAGUGCACGUCUCGUCCUGUGUGAAGGUCCAGGAGCAGAUGGCCAACUGCCCCAAGUUCGUCCCUGUGGUGCCCACAUCCCAGCCUAUCCCCAGCAACAUCCCCAACAGGUCUACCUUCACCUGCCCCUACUGUGGCGCCCGCAACCUAGACCAGCAGGAGUUGGUGAAGCACUGCGUGGAGAGUCACCGCAGCGACCCCAACCGUGUGGUCUGCCCCAUCUGCUCGGCCAUGCCCUGGGGGGACCCCAGCUACAAGAGCGCCAACUUCCUGCAGCAUCUCCUACACAGGCACAAAUUCUCCUAUGACACCUUCGUGGACUACAGCAUCGACGAGGAAGCUGCCUUCCAGGCUGCCCUGGCGCUGUCUCUCUCUGAGAACUGAGGG